This is a messenger RNA of Cladophialophora yegresii CBS 114405, 369 nucleotides long. RefSeq lists its product as uncharacterized. The coding region runs from base 1 to 369 and encodes 122 amino acids. Lineage: Eukaryota; Fungi; Ascomycota; Eurotiomycetes; Chaetothyriales; Herpotrichiellaceae. The transcript has a single exon. The record is from RefSeq and is a predicted model, not a curated record.
AUGUCACCCUCCCAACCACAACCAGAACGCCACCAGCACCAACAACAACAACAUACCAAGAAGCCGUCCCCGUCUCAACCUCCGGCUCUACCAAAAUUCGAACCCCUCCCGCCGACCAACAUCCUCAACCGCCUCAUCAACGCGCUCCUCGCGCCGCUCUUCUACCUCGUCUUCACGCUCAUCACGAGCAUCGUCGUCGUGCCCGUCUACGUCAUCAUUGAUAACUUCAAGCACGGCCGGGGGAAGCGUGGCGGCCAACGUGUCGCAAAGGACGAGUCCGAGCGGCAUCCAGAAGGGAGGAACAAGGCGUCUAGCUUUCUGAGGGAGUAUGGACGGAGUCAUUCAGCAGCGGCAUCGAAGGACGAGUGA